AUGGCAGCGUCAGUCCACAACCCGCAGCUACGCCUACUCAAUGCUCUCAGGGCCAAUGCUAAACCCAUUAUGACCUUUCUGGGCCUCCCAUCCUUUCGGACAGCGCAAAUUGUAGCUCAAACCGGUGUCGACGGCAUUAUCAUCGACUGUGAACAUGGCCACAUCAGCGACGACUCGAUGCACAGCUCAACAGCCGCAAUCGCUGCGUUAGGGGUAUCACCACUCGUCCGUCUCCGAAUGACCCACUCGGAUUUGAUUAAAAGAGCUUUGGAUGCGGGGGCACAUGGCAUUGUUGUUCCCCAAAUCAAUACAGCCGAAGAGGCCAAGGCCGUGGUCUCCUACGCUAAAUUUCCCCCUCGCGGCCUUCGUGGGCAAGGCUCGGCAUUUCCGGCCAUUACGCAUGGCAUCGACCUUCCGACGUACUUGGAAACGGCAAAUGAGACGCUGAUUACCUGUCUCCAAAUUGAAUCCAAAGCAGGAGUGGACAAUGUAGACGCUAUCUGUGCGGUUCCUGGUGUUGACAUGCUUUUCAUCGGUCCAAAUGACCUGGCACUCUCGAUCCUGGGCUAUGUCCCAGCGAAGGGUGAUGAGCCUGCUUUCGUCGACGCUAUCGAGAAGAUCGUGGCGGCAGCUCGAAAACAUGGCAAAUGGGUCGGUCGAUUGUCAAAUGAUGGGACUGCGUCAAAGGAGCAUUUGAAGGUGUUUGACACAGUGGCGAUGAGCUAUGAUAUUCGGGCGUUGCAGAACUGGUACAUGGCUGAGUUGCAAGCUGCGCGGUGUUAG
Aspergillus melleus is the source of this 783-nucleotide messenger RNA. RefSeq names its product HpcH/HpaI aldolase family protein. The transcript is spliced from 4 exons. Lineage: Eukaryota; Fungi; Ascomycota; Eurotiomycetes; Eurotiales; Aspergillaceae. Gene Ontology annotation, biological process: lipid metabolic process. Bases 1 to 783 code for a protein of 260 amino acids. Gene Ontology annotation, cellular component: cytoplasm. The record is from RefSeq and is a predicted model, not a curated record. Gene Ontology annotation, molecular function: phosphoric diester hydrolase activity; aldehyde-lyase activity.